AUGAGGAUCCAGGAGGAAACAACACCGCCACAGGACUCCUCCAUUACCGCGAGAGGCUUCUUCGAGUGCCAGCAGGCCAUGAUUGAGCUAGCAGCCGACGAUCCUGAGAAAGCGGCUAUGUUAGGUGUUCGCUACCUCGAGGAUAACUAUGUCACCGAGGAACCAAUCUGCUUCGAGUGCAUCAAAAAUCACCUCAUUCAAGGCGCCUGUCUCUUCAGUGCUACUGCAACAAAGUUCGAUUGUAAAGCACACAACUCUGAAUAUCGCAAUUUCUCGGUCGUUCAUUUCCUAGCAAUAUCACGUCCUCGGGUCGAGGAGAAUGGCGAAGGAUGCCUUCAAGAAAUGCGGGCUCUACUAAACUUCGCAUAUCAUGACCCAUCUGUCGUCAAUGCAUUGGCAGAGUACAAGCCCGCCGGGCUGCAAUCAUCCUCGGAACCCGUAUCUGCAUCCCCGUUGUGGCUGGCUGCCUUCAAAGGAAAAUCCCAGAUUGUUGAACAUAUUCUGGGUCUUGAUUCCUCAGAUGCGUCGAUCGGUGCGCGUAUCCUUUGCUCCCUUCCAUGGUCGAUGAGAAAAGAUCUUGUUUCCGUGGAGGUUUCCGUGCUCUCAGUGCAAUGA
Messenger RNA from Clonostachys solani, 615 nucleotides. NCBI's taxonomy places the organism in Eukaryota, Fungi, Ascomycota, Sordariomycetes, Hypocreales, Bionectriaceae. The record is from the annotation of a GenBank genome assembly.